AUGGCUUUCGGAAUUCUGGAGCCAGUGUCAAGCACAAUCCCAUCUGGAACGAAUCUCCUAGAGAAUUUGCGCAGUGCAUCAGACCCAGACGGAAUCGAGACGCGACUCAUCCUUGUCCCCAAGCCAUCCGACUCGCCAUUAGAUCCAUCGAAAUGGCCUCGAUAUAAGAAAGAACUCCUCUUCGGGACUAUUGUCUUCGGGGCAUGUGCAGCCGGGUCAUUAGGGCCAGUUCUUGUGCCUGGCUUUACUACGGUCGCCAUAUUGCUCGAUGUGCAAUUGACUGAUAUGGCUCUUCUGAAUGGGAGCUUGAUCAUGACUCUUGGUGUGAGCGCAUACCUUUGUCCCUGUAUAGCCGAAGUAUACGGAAAGCGAAUGGUGUAUCUUGUAACGACGACUAUUAUUGUGGCUGGAUGUUGCUGGGCUGGCGCAGCAAGUUCAUACAAUUCCCUAUUGGCGGCGCGCGCAAUACAAGGUCUUGGAAUGGGCGACUUUUUUGCGAUGGCAGGUACCGCUUCAAUCACGGAUGUAUUCUUUGUGCACGAGCGAGGGAGACGUAUUGGACUUUGGAAUUUCAGCGUCAUGAUUUCAAACAAUCUCACACCGAUUGUGAUUGUGAUUCUGGCAGCAACCCUCGUCUGCUUCCCCGAGACGACUUUCUACCGCAAUGUAGCCUUAGAUAACUCCGUUGAAGUCGAUAUCUCCGGUGAUAGCUCAACUCCAACAAAAGACAAAUCAGAACAACCAGCAUCGAUCAUAAGCUCACCAAAUCAUGAGGUCAAAAGCUUAGAUGUUGAGAGGUAUUCUCAAGUAUCCAGUUGGAAAUAUCAUUUUGGGUUUGGCGCUGUAAAGUUUCGCGACCAAAGUCGUGUCUUCAAGCUUUGUGUAGAUCCAAUUAUUCUCUUAGCACACCCAGCAGUCCUUUGGGGAUGUCUAAUGUGGUCGGUGGUUUUUACAUGGAUCAUUCUAAUCGGCACUGUGGUCUCUCAAAUCUUUGGAGCAGAACCAUAUAGCAUGAGCACAACCGCAGUCGGAAACCUUGCAGGAAUCGCACCUUUGAUUGGAUCCACAAUAGGAACACUCACAGCGGGGUGGGCUUGCGACAAGAUAGUCGGAUAUCUGGCACUACGCAAUCGUGGUAUGUAUGAGCCAGAGUUUCGUCUUCUUAUCAUUAUACCGGCAUUUAUUACCAUGGCUGUUGGUGGAUUUGGUCUUGCAGCUGCCAUUGAUAAAGGCCUCUCGCCAGUUACGUGCGGUGUUUUUAUGGCGAUUUUAAAUUUUGCGGUUGGUGCUGGGUGCACCGGCGUUGUUGCAUACACCAACGAUGUAUGCGGUCAGCGAUCCGGUGAAGCCUUUGGUCUUGCUAUGAUUAUUAAAAGCGCCUUUGCUUUCGGUCUCACGUUCGCAUUUAACGAUUAUUAUACUACAGCCGGCCCUCUUGUAUUUUUCUCAACUUUUACGGCGUUGACUUUAGGUAUCAUGCUGACGACAGUCCCAAUGUAUAUAUUUGGAAAGAGGAUACGAUCAUGGGCGGAUACAACAACUGCGUUGACUUUCUCUGGGCCUAAAUGA
Molecule: messenger RNA, 1569 nt
Organism: Botrytis sinoallii
Lineage: Eukaryota; Fungi; Ascomycota; Leotiomycetes; Helotiales; Sclerotiniaceae
Exons: 4
Coding region: 1-1569 (522 amino acids)
Biological process (GO): transmembrane transport
Molecular function (GO): transmembrane transporter activity
Source: RefSeq, a predicted model, not a curated record